Molecule: messenger RNA, 884 nt
Organism: Camellia sinensis
Lineage: Eukaryota; Viridiplantae; Streptophyta; Magnoliopsida; Ericales; Theaceae
Source: RefSeq, a predicted model, not a curated record
AACAGGAGAAAGGGCUUUGAAAUGGCUGAUUCAAUGUACACAUUAGAGCUACCAAUUAUUGGCUUUGAUAAAAUAUUAGCCGCUACCGAUAACUUCAGCACAACAAACAAACUUGGGGAAGGACGAUUUGGACCUAUUUAUAAGGGAAAGUUAGAAGGUGGGCAGCUAGUGGCAGUGAAAAGACUUUCGAGGCAUUCUGGACAAGGCGUGGAAGAGUUCAAGAAUGAGAUCAUAUUGAUAUCCAAACUGCAGCACAGGAAUCUUGUUAAGCUCUUGGGUUGCUGCAUUGAAGGAGAAGAGAAGCUAUUGGUUUAUGAGUACAUGACAAACAAAAGCUUGGACACUUUUCUCUUUGGUUGGUUUAUAGUCUCAUCUUUCCUCCUAUAAAUUGUUCAUAGCAUUCAAUAUUGUUACUACAACUAUGUCUAGCACUCAGGAAAGAAAUUUUCAAACCUCUUUUCUUCUUGUUCAUGCUUUAGAUGCAACGAAAAGGGUGAAGCAUGAUUGGGCUAAAGGCUUCCAUAUUAUUCAGGGUAUUGCUAGACGGCUUCUUUAUCUCCAUCGGGAUUCUUAUUUAAGGGUUAUUCAUAGAGAUUUGAAGGGUAGCAAUAUUCUCUUAGACGAUGACAUGAAUUCAAAAAUUUCAGACUUUGGGUUAGCGCGAACUUUCCAAGUGACAUAAGAACUGACAAAUACUCACAGAGUGGUGGGAACAUUGUAAGGAUCCUUUCUUUCCUUCAAUAGAUUUUGCUCACUUUUGCCGACAAUUUUCUCUACUGAUGCAAUUAUGUAUUGAUAUGGAACAUUUUAUGUUUGAAAUAUAACAAAUAUAAGUAUAAUGGAAAUAGCCACUAGUAAGGAUCACAAGAGGCUCACCGCUUUAA